CUUGAAAUAGCAAUGGCCUUCCAUUUUAUUAAAACAAUUAAGAGGUAAUUCAUAACACACAAGUAUACAUAUAUGAGAUAAAUAGAAAAUAUAUGGGAUACUUUGGAUAAAGUAGAUGAUAUAAUCAGUUAUAUUGGAUUUAGUUAUAAAAACUAGGUUAUCUUUUAUUUAUUCAGUCUGACAAAACAGGCUGAAGAUCGAUUGGAAUAGCUACGUCCUUAGUUUGAUUAUCUCAUCCAGAACUGCAUAAUGUUUGGAAUGAUUUUGUGUUUGCUGUUUAAUCACGUAAUAUCAGUGUCAGGUAACACUGUUUAUGGACCACAGUGUCACAUCUCUGGAAACGUUACAGACUGCAGCAGUCAAAAUCUGACUUACAUUCCGAAACUGAGCAACCAAACCAAGCAACUGAUAUUUGAUUACAACAUUUUACCAAAUGUUACACAAGGAACGUUUAGUAAUAUAAGCAGGCUUGAUCGUAUGUUAGAUUUAUCUUUUUGUUAUGACCAUAUAACAUUCUUAUCGCCAAAUUCCUUCUACAUAUUCACUUAUUUGAAGUAUUUGGAUUUGUCUGGAAAUAGGAUAAAUGUUGAUGACUUGGCUGCAUUUCUAGCAGAAACAGAAAGAAACAGUCAUCUCAAAUUUCUGAAGUUGAACAAUGUUAGCUUAGAGAUGGAUCCAGGUAAAACAUUUUCUUUGAUGCAAGAAACCAAGCUAGAUACUCUGUAUCUGAUGUCAAAUGGUAUAAGAAGUCUUUCUAAGAUGGUUCUGCAGCGUAUGAAUACAUUGCUCCUUCUCACCCUCGAUAGCAACCUUCUUGCUGAGUUAGAACUUCCGGUGAUGAAAAGACUAAAAGAACUACGAGUGAACCACAAUCGUCUUCGUGGUAUGCCAGAUUUUUGUCUGAAUAAAAGUAGUUCUGAAACAGAAGUUGGAAGCUUAACUCGAUUGCACCUUAGUUAUAACCAAAUCAGUGUUCUAAGCAGCAAAAGUUUUAAGUGUUUACCAAAGUUAACACAACUUAAAGUAAAAGGAAAUAUAAUCUCCUUGUUACCUAACGAAAUGUUUUCUUCAGUAAAAUAUAUUGAACUUUUUGAUGUAAGUUUGAAUACUGGGCAUCGCGCUCGCAUUGAACCACGUGCGUUAUGGUCAAAAACUCUUCGAUCCUUGACUACGGGGUUCGAUGGAUCAGCUAAGUCUAUAUUUGAUUCAAUAGAAGACACCUUCAGGAAUUUACCUCGGUUUGAGGGACUGAGUAUCAACCACAUUAAUAUGCUUAACCUGACAGACAAAGCAAUUUCAACUCUCUUUUUGCCUUUACCUGGCUUGAAACAUUUUGAGUGUUAUAGUUGUCGGAUAUCGCAGUAUCCUAGUAUAUUUCUAAAAAAUGAAUCCCUUUUGGAACACAUCAGUUUACAGGCGAAUUUUAUUGAAACAAUCAGUGAUUCUACAUUCAGGAACAAACCGUACUUGAAAUACUUAAAUUUAGGCAUGAAUAAACUAAGUCAUUUGAAAAAGUCGUCUUUGUCAGACGCAUUUCUAAAUAGUUUGGACACGUUAGACCUAUCCGGGAAUCCAUACACGUGUGACUGUGACUUAGUAUGGUUCAUAACAUAGCUAAAAAAUAAACAUCACACAAACAUUAAACAUUUUCUUAACAUGUAUUUAUGCACUUACCCAGGCGCUAUGUCGGGAAAGAAAUUGACGGAAAUACACUUUUCGUACCGGCAAUGCCACCCAUUUAGUACACUAGAAUGGAAGGGCAUGAUUGGUGGGCCUUGUCUGGUCCUAUUAAUGUUUGUUUCAUUCCUUUUAUAUCGAAAUAGGU
Mercenaria mercenaria is the source of this 1825-nucleotide messenger RNA. Its product is annotated as carboxypeptidase N subunit 2-like. The transcript has a single exon. NCBI's taxonomy places the organism in Eukaryota, Metazoa, Mollusca, Bivalvia, Venerida, Veneridae. Gene Ontology annotation, molecular function: protein binding. Gene Ontology annotation, cellular component: extracellular matrix. The record is from RefSeq and is a predicted model, not a curated record. Bases 250 to 1614 code for a protein of 454 amino acids.